Sorghum bicolor (sorghum) is the source of this 910-nucleotide messenger RNA. RefSeq lists its product as uncharacterized. NCBI's taxonomy places the organism in Eukaryota, Viridiplantae, Streptophyta, Magnoliopsida, Poales, Poaceae. The coding region runs from base 39 to 887 and encodes 282 amino acids. The transcript has a single exon. The record is from RefSeq and is a predicted model, not a curated record.
AUGGCCUGAAGUAGGCUCCUCGUGCUUGGUAUAGCCGGAUGGCCAGUUACUUGCUGUCUAUUGGGUUUGUUGAAGCCAAGUCAGACACCUCGCUCUUCGUCUACCAGUGUGGAUCAGACACAGCCUAUCUGUUGCUGUAUGUUGAUGACAUUGUCCUCACAGCUUCAUCGACCGAUCUUCUCCGGCGGAUCAUCUCAGCACUGCAGCGAGAAUUCGCCAUGAAAGACCUUGGUGAACUACAUCACUUCCUCGGCAUGCAUGUUCAGCGAAGUGGUGAUGGACUUCUACUCUCACAACGACAGUACAUGUUGGAUAUUUUAGAUCGCGCCAGAAUGGCUGAGUGCAAACCAUGCUCUACUCCAGUUGACACCAAUCCUAAGGUUGCUGCAGCUGAGGAGGCCCCUGUGUCUGAUGUUACAGACUUCCGCAGUCUUGUUGGAGCUCUUCAAUACUUGACCUUCACCCGUCCAGACAUUGCGUAUGCUGUUCAGCAGGUCUGCCUUCAUAUGCACGACCCCCGGGAGCCUCACCUUGCUGCCCUGAAGCGGAUUCUUCGCUAUGUUCGAGGCACUCUUCACCUUGGUCUCAUGCUGCGACCGUCUACUUCGACUGAUCUUGUCGUCUACACCGAUGCUGAUUGGGCUGGUUGUCCGGACACUCGCAAGUCCACCUCGGGCUAUAUGCCGUGUUCCUUGGCGACAAUCUUGUCUCCUGGUCCUCCAAGCGCCAGAACACGGUAUCAAGAUCCAGUGCUGAAGCCGAGUAUCGCGCGGUGGCCAAUGGAGUUGCAGAGGCUACCUGGUUGCGCCAGCUCCUUCUCGAGUUGCAUGCCCCUCUUCGGCGCGCCACACUGGUGUAUUGUGACAACAUUAGUGCUGUCUACAUGACCUCCAACCCGAUUCAGCAUCAG